Sitodiplosis mosellana (orange wheat blossom midge) is the source of this 3339-nucleotide messenger RNA. RefSeq names its product peroxisomal acyl-coenzyme A oxidase 3. Gene Ontology annotation, biological process: lipid homeostasis; fatty acid beta-oxidation using acyl-CoA oxidase. Bases 655 to 2781 code for a protein of 708 amino acids. The transcript has 10 exons. Gene Ontology annotation, molecular function: fatty acid binding; FAD binding; pristanoyl-CoA oxidase activity. Gene Ontology annotation, cellular component: peroxisome. Lineage: Eukaryota; Metazoa; Arthropoda; Insecta; Diptera; Cecidomyiidae. The record is from RefSeq and is a predicted model, not a curated record.
CGAAAAAUCGAUACACAAUCGUGUCACAGUGUGUAUAGAAUGUCGUGUAUAAGAACGAAACAAGAAAAAAAAAGAACAGCGGCACACAGGAGAAUUUUCCUAGUCUCCAUCCACAAAAAAAAAUCUACUCUCUAUAUAUACACCACAGAGGAAUGGAUGUUUAUAGAGAGAACACUGUUCAUAUGUGCGAGAUUGCUGUCGUGCCGAAGUGAACCGUAUAUAUACUUUCAUACUAAUGGAUUGCACGUGGUCAGUGUUCGCUUUGUAUGUGUGCGUGUAUGAGCGUAUGUAUGCCAUAUCGUCGGGGCGGCGAAUGUAUUUGUGCGGAAUAUUGUGAUUGUGUGUGGCCGGCAUAUUUGACAAGUUUACGUUGUGUGUAUAGUGGCGACAGCUAGAGCAAUGUGCGUGAGCAUCAAACAAAACAAAUGCGAGAAAUACACACAGCCAACAACAGAACAGAGUCGAGCAGAGGAUCUCAUUCACAAAUUCAAACAACAAAACUCUAUGUGUUACACAAUAUUCGGUCUCGUUUGCGCACCAAUGUCACACGCAAACAUCAUACGAUAUGCUUUUUCCCUGUUUCCGACUCUAUAUCUCCCUCUCUUUCCGUGUGUCUCAUGUGUGUCUGUGUAUGCAUGAGAGCGUGUAUAAAGCAUGCAAUUGUAUAUCCAAUAUCAUAUUUCAAAUCUAAAAAUGGCAAGCGUAAGAGACACAAGUUUCAUUCCGGAUAUGCCGUCUGGUCCACUGGAUGAAUAUCGCAAACGAGCGAAAUUCGAUUGGAAGCAACUGCGUUUAGUGUUUGAAGAUGAGAAUUUAUUACGGCUUAAAUAUAAAACAUGGAAUAGAAUUGAAUCAAAUCCAUUGUUUGCUAAACCACGACACACACUGUCCGCCGAUCAGCAAAAAUACCGAGCUGCCAUGCAAAUGAAUGCAACAAAUCUUCUGAAAUUAGCACCGCCCGAUGUUGAUAAAAUGAAUCAUAGUCAAAAGACACGGUAUUUGAUGAGUAUCAACGAGGCCCUUCGUUCAGUGUGUCCUAGUCUAUCGGUGAAAAUAGCGCUCGGCGUUGGAUUAUUCAACAAUGCACUGCUCGCUAUGGGUACUGAACGACACACCAAAUAUUAUGAAGCUGCGUGGAAAGGAGAAAUUAUUACGUGUUUGGCCAUCACCGAAGUAUCACACGGCAGCAACACAAAACGCAUUCGAACCACCGCUCGAUACGAUCCAAAAACACAAGAAUUCGUCAUUCAUACACCGGAUUUUGAGGCAGCCAAGUGUUGGGUCGGGAAUCUCGGUAAAACUGCAACAAUUGCACUGACAUUUGCCAUUCUGUACACGGGUGAUGGUAAAAAUCAUGGUCUGCAUGGUUUUCUCAUUCCAAUCAGAGAUCCAAACACACUAAAACCAUAUCCAGGCGUUUUAGUCGGCGAUAUCGGCGAGAAAAUUGGACUGAAUGGCAUUGAUAACGGGUUUGUCAUGUUCAACAAUUAUCGCAUACCACGGGAAAACCUUUUGAACAAAACCGGUGACGUAACACCGGACGGUCAAUAUGAAAGUGUUUUUGGUGAUCCAACCAAAAUUCUGGGAGCCGCACUUGAAUCAUUCUCCGCUGGACGCAUCGGUAUCAUGCAAGAGUCAUCCAAUACGCUCGCCGAUGCCAUCGUCAUUGCCGUACGGUAUGCGGCUGUUCGAAAACAAUUCGGCCAAGAUAUCAACGGACCUGAAAUGCCAAUCAUUGAAUACCAACUGCACCAAUGGCGUCUAUUCCCAUACUUGGCAGCUGCAUGUGUGCUCAAGAUUUCUGUGACAACAUUGACUGAUGUUUAUUUGGCCAUAGUCGAGAAAUCCAGGGCAAAUAGCAAUGGUUUUGAGGAAUUGACCAAAGAAGUGUCAGAGAUUCAUGCGCUGAUAUCCAGUUCGAAGGCAUUGCUGACGUGGACCGCCAGAGAUGCUAUUCAAGAAGCACGUGAGGCUUGCGGUGGUCAUGGUUACCACAAAGCUGCCAAUUUGGGUGAGCUGAGAAACAAUCAUGAUGCAUGUUGUACAUAUGAAGGCGAUAAUAAUGUGUUGGGCCAACAAACAUCCAAUUGGCUCGUUCGACAAUGGGAAAAUGGAGUUGAGAAUCCAUCGGGCACAGCUGCAUUCAUUGAUAAACGUGAUGUCAUUAUGAAAUAUACCUUUGAAAAAGUUCGGGAUAAGAAUACAUUGAAUAGUAUUGAAUUUUUCAUUGACUGCUACGAAUGGCUAAUGUGUUACCUCAUGGAUUCAACGUCAAAGCAUAUGCAACAAUCAACAAACAGUGGAGCGAGUAGAUUUGAUGCACGUAACAAUGCUCAAGUGUACCGUGCCCGUGAUUUGACUCGAACUUAUUCCGAGUAUUAUGCGCUAAAAAGUUUCCAAAAACGGCUGACACAUCCCGAUAUAACCAGUUCACUGCGACCGAUCUUGAAGUUGGUUGGUCAAAUAUAUGGGUUUUGGUGUUUGGAACGACACUUGGCGUUAUUCUACCAAGGCGGUUUUUCCGCAACCACCGCACAAAAUGCAUUUGCUGACACAGUACAAACUGAACUGUUACGCCUUUGUGGCGAAUUGAAAGACAGUUCUGUAGCCAUUGUCGAUGCGCUCGCCCCACCCGACUUUGCUCUAAAUUCAAUAAUCGGAAAAUCCGACGGAUUGCUGUAUGAAAACCUGCAGAACGAAUUCAUGACGAAUCCGGGUGCUAUGGAACGAGCCUCUUGGUGGAAAGACGUUCGUAUACCCGUCGCCAAAUCCAAACUAUAAAUUUAAAAAUAAAAGAUCGCAACAAUAGCAACAACAAAACAACUAGAUUUAUAUAUGAAAAGAGCGCAUUUCCAUUUGUUUAGAAAACAUUUUAUUGUAAUAGCCCUUUUCCAUGUUCAUGGAACGGCUGACUGGGUGCUAUGAGAAGGCUCAAUUUAUCUACACACACAAAAUAUUUUUUUUCUCGAUUUUUUUUUUAAAUUAUCGUCAUCGGCAACCAGUCCAGCUGUUCAAUUCAACUGUAUACAUACACUGAUAUUAUUAUUUUGUUUUUCAUCUGUCGAACGUUUUUUAUAAAUGGCGUUUUAUCAUCUAAAUCUAUUUUUUAUGCGAAAGGAGUGAACAAACGUAUUUUUUACAUGGAUAAAUAUUAACAUCUCAAAUGAUUCAGAAAAACGGAAUAUAUUCAUUGUUCACACAAAAAAAAACAUCCAAUAUCAUUGAAUCUAUCAAGUGUUUUAGAGAAAUUCCUUAUUUAUAAAUGUGCCUGAAUUGUCCUAAAAAACAAGUAAAAAAACCAUUUGAAAUAAAUCAAUCAAGCAAUUUGAAAUGAAAAAA